This is a messenger RNA of Auxenochlorella protothecoides, 609 nucleotides long. RefSeq lists its product as hypothetical. Lineage: Eukaryota; Viridiplantae; Chlorophyta; Trebouxiophyceae; Chlorellales; Chlorellaceae. The transcript has 4 exons. The record is from RefSeq and is a predicted model, not a curated record. Bases 1 to 609 code for a protein of 202 amino acids.
AUGGCAAAUGAUGCCAUGGAGCUUGUGGAGGCGUUGCAUCUGAGCACCAAGCCCAACGUGCUCAGCUUCUCUUUGGGUUCCUGUGUGGCGCUGGCGGUUGCUGUGCUGCAUGGUCCAUCCUUUGCCAGCUUCGUCAUAGCCUCGGGGAGCGCAGGCAGCCCCAACUCCCCACCUGCCACGGCUUGGGCGCAGUCUGUGCUCCUGGACCCAGAGGCACGGCCGCUCGAGCAGCUGGCCAUCGUGUAUCCGCUGCAGUACCAGUCUGCCGCUCAGGCUGCAUGCGACUGGUACCUGAACGCAGAUCCCCUGGCCCCAGACCCCUACAACUUCACCACUGCAUCUCGCCAAGCAUUUGCAUUGGUUGAAUUUUUCCUGUCGGAGACCAGGGUAUGGGACGGCCUCCCAGGCGUGAAGAACAGCCUCCUGCUGAUGGGAGGCGAGGAGGAUGUCGUCAUGCCCGUCGACUCCCAGAAGCUCGUCGCAGCAAGGGCUGCGAGAGCCUGGUCCAUCGUUUUCAAGGAGGCGGGGCACACAGCGGUCCUCCAGUUCCCAGAGGUGGCCUUUGCCAUCAUGGAACAAUUUCUCACUUUUGAGAGCAGUCUUGGCUAG